Messenger RNA from Myotis davidii, 721 nucleotides. It is a transcript of the gene RPL10L, whose product is annotated as ribosomal protein L10 like. Lineage: Eukaryota; Metazoa; Chordata; Mammalia; Chiroptera; Vespertilionidae. Gene Ontology annotation, cellular component: ribosome; cytosolic large ribosomal subunit. The transcript has a single exon. Gene Ontology annotation, molecular function: structural constituent of ribosome. Gene Ontology annotation, biological process: ribosomal large subunit assembly; translation. The record is from RefSeq and is a predicted model, not a curated record. The coding region runs from base 13 to 657 and encodes 214 amino acids.
UCCGGAGUCGCCAUGGGCCGCCGUCCCGCUCGCUGCUACCGGUACUGUAAGAACAAACCGUAUCCGAAGUCGCGCUUCUGCCGCGGUGUCCCCGAUGCCAAGAUCCGCAUCUUCGACCUGGGGCGGAAGAAGGCGAAAGUGGAUGAGUUCCCGCUCUGCGGCCACAUGGUGUCGGAUGAGUAUGAGCAGCUCUCCUCUGAAGCCCUGGAGGCCGCGCGGAUCUGCGCCAACAAGUAUAUGGUGAAAAGCUGUGGGAAGGAUGGCUUUCACAUCCGCGUGCGGCUGCACCCCUUCCACGUCAUCCGCAUCAACAAGAUGCUGUCCUGUGCUGGCGCCGACAGGCUCCAGACCGGCAUGCGGGGCGCCUUCGGGAAGCCGCAGGGCACGGUGGCCCGCGUGCACAUCGGCCAGGUCAUCAUGUCCAUCCGCACCAAGGCGCAGAACAAGGAGCACGUGGUGGAGGCCUUGCGCAGGGCCAAGUUCAAGUUCCCGGGCCGCCAGAAGAUCCACAUCUCCAAGAAGUGGGGCUUCACCAAGUUUAACGCCGACGAAUUUGAAGACCAAGUGGCCAGGAAGCUCCUCGUCCCUGAUGGCUGUGGAGUGAAAUACGUCCCCAGCCGCGGCCCUCUACACAAGUGGCGCGCGCUGCACUCCUGAGGACGCUCGCCCUCCUCUGCCAUGCUGGUCUGUCUGACAUCAGCUUAUCAAUAAAGUUUACUGG